GCUGCCAAAAUAUGGCGCUGUCAUAUCGGAUAAGAAUAUUUCUAAUACAAGUUUUAUUUGUAUCCAUCAUUGAUCAAGUUUUGCCGGAUAGGACGAGCCUGAAGAUAUAUCAACCUAUCCAGGCCGAAUUCUACUGUUUCCGAAGACUUAACGGGACACACGAAUUUGGAUGUUCGUCUGAGAGGAGUGGGAACGUUGGCGUAAUUCACGUUGUGUCGACCGAAGAGGAUGUCCAGUUUAUUCUUGAUGAUGACAGCGGCGUCAAAUACAUUGCUGCUCUCCGCUCGGAUUUCUUCAACAUGGGUAACAUGACAAAGCUCCAAGACUCUGGCCGGGUUACCGGUGUAAUUGUGCUACGGAGUAGGCAAGACCUCCCAGAAGAAGGCUUUUCGCCAGACAGCACAUGUCCAAAUGAUGGCUUUGGCCUGUACAGUGACCACAACCAGUACUCUGGUUGUAAAAAGGUUUCCUGGAAUGCCAAGAAUCCGGGUACCGACAUGUUUUUCACUCGCUGGAACUUUCCAAUCUUCUUGGUUGAUAAUGAGACAAGUAUUGACAUUAUCGUCAAUAAGUGUUUCAAUAGCUACAACCUGCCCACGAAAGGUACGCAUGAGCGCAAGUGGCCCCUGUGUGCAGCCCAGCUUAGAAGCAGGAUGAGCGCAGCCAAAGACAGUGUCACCUGCAUUAGGCGGAGUGAGAACUUGGUGACCAUGAACCCUUUGCGCUACUGUGAUCCUCUCACAGAUAGAAAUGUUAUCUCUACACUGUACCCCACAUCCAAUGAAAAGCCAGUGAGCGACCGUUCUGUGGUUGUCGUCGGGGCAAGGCUGGACACCUUCUCAAUGUUCGAUGGCCUCGCACCCGGUGCUCACUCAUCAGUGUCGAGUUUUGUCACAUUGCUCAUAGCGGCCCAGAUGCUUAACCAACUGAAGGUGGCCCAGAAACCAGAGUUUGUGAAGAACAAUGUCCUCUUUGUUUUGUUUAAUGGAGAAGCCUUUGACUACAUUGGCUCUAGUCGAAUCGUGUACGACAUGGAAAAGGGCCAGUUCCCACUUGUCAACCAAUCGGGGUCGGCCAAAGUGCAGCCGGCAAAUCUGGCCCUGAAGCACAUCUCUCACUUUGUGGAGCUCAGCCAGGUGGCGCCACUGGGAGAGUCCAGCACCAUUUACCUGCACACAGAUCCUGUCUCGACAGGCUCUGCUGAAGUGAACCAGACGGUGAAGGACCUGGUUGAGCAGAUCAAAAGGGCAGCAGAAGCCCAGCCUCUGGAGCUCACUGUAGAAGCAUCGCCCCACGAGCAGCCAUUGCCUCCAUCAUCAGUACAGCGCUUUCUGAAGAAGGACAAAAACAUUGCUUCUGUGGUCAUCACCAACCACAACAAGCAGUUCCUAAACAGGUACUACAACAGCUACCUUGACACCUGGGAAAACCUGAACUCUACCGGGUGGGACCUGCAGGCAGUGGCAAAACAACUGACCAAACUGGCUGCGGCUGUGGCCUCUGCUGUCUUUAAGGUCAUCACAGGGGAGGAUGCCAAGGGCCUCGCCUUGGACAAGUUCAGGACGGUGGAACUCCUGGAGUGUUACGUUCUGAAUGCUUCGUGCGCCCUGUUCGGUGAAGUCACAAACAAAGCAUCUGUGUCAGCUAUGAGAAGCAAACCAUUCCCUUUGUAUGUGAGUGUGGAUCCAAACGGCCGCACAAUCAAUCCGUCCACUGUCCUGACCCGGCUGGUCAUGGCCUACCUCACGGGGGAGCAUCUCAAGAAGGUCACCAAAGAGAACUGCAGCUCCCUUGCUGAUUCAGACAAGCUCCAGCAGUACAUCUGGAUGGAUGGCCCAGAUACGAACGAGACAGGCUUGUGUGUGCGGUCAACCACAAUGAUGACACUGGCACGUUCCCCGGCACAUGAACUCAAAGACUGGAGCACACGGGAGUACUCAACAUGGACUGAGAGCGUAUGGGAGGAGGCGUCGCUGCAGGUGUUCCUCAUGCCCAGCUUUCGGCAGGAGGUGUCCGUCCUCAUCGGCGGCAUCGCCGUGUUCCUCGUCUCCCUGCUCACCGUGCACUGCCUGAACCAGAAGGCCCUAGUGUUGUUCACGCCACGCGCCCUGGUGGGCAUCUAGGGAAGCGACACAAAUCACAUUGCUUUGGCCGACUGGACAAGCUACCAGGCAGGCGACAAUAGUGGUCAUCUGCCACCCCCUGCUGAACUCUAAAGGCAUGCAACCACCCCAGGACAGUUAAAAAAAUUGACCCCCGCCCCCCUCUCUACUUCUUUAUUAAGUUCAUUAACUGCCCUUCCUUACUUUCUAGUUCUGUUUUUUAAUUUUGGUACUGUUCUGACUUAAAAAGUAUUUUGCGUGAGAUGGUUAGCUUGUGUCUCAUUAUGCGUCGCAUUGCAUAGAGCUGUGGAAGCACUUCAGGGAAGUUGUUAUUGUUUAAAACUUUGAAAUUGGGUGUUGCUCGUCGCUUGUUUAUGGGCCUGUUUCUCUCUGUGUGCAAAAGGCAGGUGUACAAGACACAGACACAAGAAGAAUGAAAAGGACAGCACAUGUGGCAGCUGUUAACUGAAAGGUCAUGCCUCUGUUUGGCCUUUCAGUUAGUUGUCGUCUUUUGCCUUGCCCUCUUAAUUCCUCUUGUGUCCCUGUUUUGCAUGCAUGUAUUUUCAAACCAUGAGCUCCUACUAAGUUUCUCAGCUUUCUGUCAUUCUAAAUGCCUUUGUGUGGUUAGCAGGCUUUUAAGCUUCAUUUCUGUUAUGAAUGAUAUAAUUAAUUUUUUGUAAGAAGGCAGUGUUUCUGCAAUUUCUGCUUGCACAGGUUAACACCUCUGGACCACAUGCCAAAAACAAAAGCACAGAGAGUUGACAAUGAGUACGAAGUCGAGGAAUAAUGCUCGUAGCCAAAGUCGCAGUAUUACCAUGCUACCACAUGGGAUAGUGCAUAUUUUGUAAGCUCUUUGGUUUCUUGUAGCAGUCCACAAAAUGCCUUUUAGGAAACUUGAAUAUAGGUGUAGCCAUCGUCAAUAUCAUUUCACAAAAGAAACAUGAAAUUUGCUAGCAGCUUGAGCUCUGGGUAUAAGAGAAGAAUUGGCAGCAUUUCAUGUGUUGCACUUUAGCACCUGGUAUUUUUUUUUUGCUGCUUCAAAGUAAGUGGGCAGUGCAAGAUUGUUUUUCAUGUCAUGCUUGUUUUGCAUGUUUUAUUACAGCUGCCUUGAUGUGCACAUCAAUCAAGUAAAUCCAGUUAAAGAUCACAUCUUGUCAGCUUUAUUUAUUGUCUGUUAAGCUUUGAUUCUACAACUUGUGAAGUAUCAAAACAUGUGUAAAGGGUUUUAGGUUCCAUAUCAGCAGAAUUGUUAUGUGCAUUCAUUCCCACCUUAAUUUUUGUUGCACAUAAACACAAAAUUUAAGUGUGGCCCACACCUUCACCUUGACGUUUUUUUUUUUUUUUUUUUUUUUUAAUUUGUGGUGCGGCUUACGUGAACAAACAUAUGCUAUGUCAUCUAUAGAACCAACUUCACAGCUUGACAGACAGAGAUAUUGUGUAUGUGCAGUUUCUGUGUAUAUGUGUUUGCUUCUUAAACUUCACUGUCUCAAUGAAGCCACCAGGUGCUAGUCAAAGCAGUUGGAAUGCAGCUUUCUCUAUCUUUGCCAUCUAGGUACAGUGAGCAGCUGUUAAGCGAUGCAUUGCUGCUCAGAGAACAAAUUUCUGUGGUUAUUGUGGCUCUUCCUGCAGCAAACAAUAGCCCAACAGAAUUGGCUUUAUUGGGCGCAGUGUCACACAACCAGCUAAUUUUGCAGUUAGGCUAACUGCUAGACUUCCUUUAGAAAGAAAGCUUUCUAUUUGAAAUUUGUUGGUUCCAGGAAUCAAAUCUGACACCACCACUUUUUUGGUAUUUGCUAUAUCGAGCUGACCAGAAGGUUAGCCAAUAGUACUGCAAUUGCAAAUUAAUUAAUAGCUCAAAGCACAGGGAGCAAAGCCUCAUUUUUAUAGGCUUGCUCGCUCUUUUGCUUUAGGACUACAUUGACAACUGGUACAUAAGAAUGUUAAAUGUAUGGUACUUUGCUGCACACAUCUCUGCAUUGCUUUGUUCUGUGCAGCUGAGUUGCUGUCAUUUGAUUAGUGGCCCAAUUAUUGCAUGAAUGUAGGAAGAAUAGGAAGAAAGUUAGUACAGCAGUUGGUAUUGGUGGUAAGCCAUGAGUCACUUGCAGUUGCAAACAAUGAAAUACCUUUCUGGUUAAAGCUGUGAACAAAGUGCAUGGACAUUAACUUGACGUGGACUCAGUGAUAGUUCGUUGACUUGGACUCACUCCACGCUUGAGCCUAGGUUACUCUGUUUUGUGAACACUGGUAUUGCUUAUACAACUUGAGGUUUCACCAACAUUAGUGAAGCAAAUGCUGUGGCACCUUCUGACUUUCACAUCUGUUAUGUUUGUAGAUUCUCAUAGCAUGGCACUGUGCUUGUGGCUUUGCAACAGAAACAAGCUUGAAAGAAUAAAUCAGUGCUGCACGUCUGAGUGCCUACAUUAACGUGGUUGCUACGCCUGCUAACAAACAGGUGCAAGUUGUGUGUUGCAGAGUGGGUGUGUUUAACUAGUGUUACAUAACUGCAGACCUUCAUUUACCUUCACAUUCAGUUGUCCUGUCAGUCCAACAAACAGUAUUAAUAAGCAGUGCUGCAUUUGAAAAACUUUGUUCCCAUUGCUUUGGUGACCUCUCCUUGCUCGCGCUGUUUUGUUGAUAGCUUCUUUUUUCAUCAGAAUGGUCCCACAUGCGACCCUUUUUAUGGGAUGUCGUGAAACCGUUUGCGUCUCACAACAUCUCACAUCACACUGUGUGCUACAGCCAAAAAAAAAUAUAUUUUUUUUUUUCUAAUCAAGAGUGUUUGUCCAUCGGGGGUUGCCUAUGAAUGUGCCUGUGUCAGCAUGGGGGAAUGUGGGCUUUUAUUCCUGCCGUGCUUGGGCUCAAAGCUGCUGACCCAGGGCAUCUCCUUGCACAUUUUGACAGCGAUCGGUUACAGCAGCGUUUUGCUCCCGGAUGACAACUCCAGGCGAACCUUGAUACAGUGAACUUGGAUAUAACAAAUUCUCUUAUACAAAAAAGUAAAUCUAAAAUGUUUCUUGCCUAUACCAGCCUAUAAUGAAUACAUGCCUGUAACGAGUAUUGGAUUUAAUGAAAGUAUUUGUGUGCUGGAUGUGGACUCAUUAUAGCUUGUCUUCAAGGAAUGAGGACGAAAGUGACAACUGGGAGCUUUUCUCAGACACCAAAAAAAAUAAUAAUAGUAGACUGCACAAGGGGUUUCUCAUUAAAUGACCACUGCUGCUGCUGAUCGUUCUUGUCGGGUGCGGGAGAACUGGGCAGAGAAAAAAAGUGCCUUUGUCUGCCAAACUACUGUGAUUUGUGUGAAACUCUUGAAAUGCCAACAAGAUGCGACUGAGCAAACAAAGCUCAUUGUGUGAAGUCCAUUCCAUGAAAUCAUUGCAUCACUUGUGUAGGUGCAGUGAUCAUCACAAACUGUCCUCCAUUGAGGAGGUACAUGUAAUUUUUUAAAUCCAUUUUGAAGUGUGCAUCCUUUAGAAGUGUAUGAGUCUUUUCUUAUUCUAGGACAUGCGGGUGUGUUUGAUGCUAUGUAUAAAGUGUAUUAUAUUAUACACUAUAUUAAUUUCUCUUCCAGAAGUGCAUAUGUGUAGCAUGAUGAUAAAAGUGUGAUAUUUAUUGGAAAAAUCCCUGCAUGUGGAGUUCUUAGUAUACCAUGUUCAAAAUGGAAGUGAAGCACACUGCUGUAUUUGAAGCAGUCUAGACUGUGUUUCAAGAAAUUGAAAUCACAAAGAAAGCUAUGUUUUAAUAUGUAGCAUGUGAGACUUAAGUUAAUGUGUCUGGAAUUGCUUAUAAAUCUUGCUGCUUUCAUGUAACUUUUCCCGUCGCCUCUUAUUUUUGUAGUCACGUUGUUCACACAACCAUGUGUUUGUUGCUGAUGUGUGCUUGUCCUAGAGUAUGUGUAAUAGUCUAGUCCCGGAAAAUUCACCCGCAACUCUUCAAUAUGAACAAUUUUUGUAAGGCUUGCAACUGUUUGCAGUUGCAGACUUCUUCACCAGUGUACAGUAAAACCUCGAUAUAAGAAACUCGAAGGGUCAACUCAAAUUCAUUAUAUCGAUUACUCUGUUAUAUCUGUUGUCCGUCCUCACAGCCAACAAUGCUUGAGGCGGGGUGUGGUCACUUACGACUGGGUAAGCCGAAGACGAUACAAAAGCUUGCAGAGUAUUGCUGAUAACUGCGAUAGGUUGUUUUCCUGCCGCAGCUUCGUCCGUGAGGUUAUGCAUUCUUCCAUGCAGCUGUCAAUGCUAGUCCAUCACCACCGUCGUCAGAUGCUCAGAAGUAGUGGUACAACAAGUCUAUCAGUGCACGAAGUCAGAGGCUUGCAGCACUCUGCUGUUGCAUUCACAUAAUUCUGAAACUGCCUUGCAAUCACCAAGAACACGAGACCAUAAUUUGUAUUUUAUAACGAUCCAUUUCAUUUUUCAUUGUUACCAUUUGCCAGACCUGGUUGCUUAUCCCGGGGAUAACAACAGUGUCACUUCCUCUGAACCCGUAACAAGGGGUGGUAAGAAGUGUAUCGUUAGACAACAGAGCCCCAGGAUGCGAAAAACCUCUUGGCUGUGUGUGCACAGUGGUUUUUAACACGGCCGCGGCUAGAUUGUGUAACAUGCACCAAGCAUCUUUGAUCCAUGUACUUCUAGCCACGUGUCCCACUGCUCGCACUUAGUUUCAGGGUAAUAGUUCAUGAUUAUGAACCUCAACCAGUGCACAGCAUAUUGCAUCCACAGAGCCCUCCACAGAGCACAGGCAAGUGCAGUGGCAAGGUGACAAUGGUAGUGUGUGGGCGGGGCUGCUAACUUGGCAGCGCGGCCAGUUUUGUACAGCGCCAGGUCACCGACAGGUUGCGGUAGUCAAACCAUUGCAUCAAACGAGUUGUAUCAGCAGCAUCUUGCACCACCAGAUUUAAUCCUAAUCAGUACAAAAUAGUCAUUAAAUCUUCAUUAUGAGCUAAAGAAAGAUUAGUUACAUCCAAUUGUAGGAAACCUUUGCUUCACUGAAACAAGGCUUUCUAUGUACGGGUUUCUAUAGGAAGCUUAAGACUAAUUACAAGAUCACUUCAUUAUAUACAAUAAGUUGUUAUGACCCACUUUCUUAUAACGAGGUUUCACUGUAUUCAGAACCAUAUUCACAGCCACGGUUCUGUAGUUCUGCUUUAGAUUAAUAAAUUAACUAUCAUAGAUGUUUCUUUUUCACAUUACUAAGAUCAAUUGUUAAGUUGCUAUUACCAAAUUUUCUUUACAAUGCUCGCUACUUUCUGUGAGUAUGGAGCUUGUGCACUGAAGCUUCUUUAGGCACUUUACAAAGAUGUAACAUGGUGUGCCAAUAUGAAAGUGAACACCUCUCGGCACUGAAGCAGAAUUAUUUCAGAAGUGCGGCUGCAAACCUCACUCGGUAUUGCCUGCUAAAUAGCUUAUCUUCAAGAACCUGUCCUUUCACAGCUUCUUGGUUUCAAUGCAGAGACAAGGACAAGAAACCAAUCUCUUCUCACAGUGAGCUCCACUAUGUUAUCACUAGUUAUGGAUGCCAGUAAUGGUAGUGCUUAGCAAACUGAAUGGCAGCCAUGGCUGGGCGAUCAUAGCACGAGUUACUUUUUUUAACUUGUGGUUUAUUGGGUGCACUUGCACCAACACACCAUCAGAAUCCACUUGUAAAAAUUGCAGUGCAGCUGGCCUUGGUUUUAAACUCUGCUUGCCUCAAGCCCAAGUACAGUGUAAAAGCAAUGAGGACUUCAGGGUGUCAAAGGGCUGCCAUUACAGAUGCGUGUGCGCUAUUGGUGUUGCGAGAUCGAAUGCAGGAAUGUGCUGUCUUGAUUGCAAUUCAUGUGUUCCCUUUCGUAUUGAUCCUUACUGCUGCUAUGUGCUGCUGCAGUGACGCAAACACAGAAGAGCAGCAUUCACUCUUGCUUUUGAUGUUGCCAUGCUCCAGUUUUCGAAGGAAAGGUUGCUGGUUUCUCAAGCAGUGUAUUUAAGCAUGUCAGUUACUGGAGAUUGCUGGGAAAGGCCUUCAUCAUGCAGUCAACGUAAAAUAGGCUGAUGACGAUGACUCAUACGGUGCACUGAGGCAUGACAUGCCAGAAAAAACGCUAAAGCCAAGGAAGAGGUGGUGAUACGUGCACCUAAAUAUUUUCAUUCUAGCUGCUCUUAAAAUUUCGUAAAUUUUGGUAGCAUCACUCCUCAGGGCUACCUAAUUGUUUGCCAAUAACAGGAUUGUACAUACUGAAUAGGAAAACUGAGAAAAACACAGCCAAAUUAAUCUCAUAAACAUUUCUUCCACCAAAUAGAGCCCAAAUACACAAAGAUUUAGUGACAUUUAGUGACACAAAGAUUUAGUCAUCUCCUGGCAUGAAGUCUAGCAAGAAAAACAAUUUGCCUUCAUUUGGACUGCUACAAGUCCUUCUCGGCUGAAGAAAUGCUGACAGAGUUUCAUACUAGCAGCGUACCAGUCAUAAAAUGAUUUUGUCUGUUCCUCUAAUGUGUUUUAUGGCUUUAUGGCAAUCACUUCAUGUGCACUGCUUUGAUCUGUGCUUUGCAUAUCACAUAUAGGGAAAACAAAACACAAAUGUGGACAUUUUUUACUAUUUCAUGCUUUCCUGGGCACUUGUUUUCAGGCUGCACUGAUUGGAUGAAAACUUGAAAUGUUGCACCUUGCAGCCUAUCUACAAACCUGUGAUCAUGUCACAGCCCAAAGGAGGAUUGGAAAAGUAACAGAGCUGUAAUACUAGAGUUAUGAUUGCUUUUCUAGAGUGACCUGUACAUUAGAGCCAGGAUAAUGCAACAAUUCUUAUUUUUUUUCUCUUUUUGCACUUCGUCACUGGUCCAAGCAGGGCUCUGCCUACAUUGAAACUAUGAAAGGAAUCGAAUUGAGCGAAAGGAAUCGCUACAUUCUUCCUGCCCACAUUUGAGUUAUCGAGAGCUCUUAACACUGGUGUCUUUAUGAGCCAUUACAGUGCACAUUUGCCUAAGAUUUUACAGGUUAUCUGUUGCACAUUGCAACUUUUAUUGGUUUCUUCAGCCAUUGUGUAUUAGAGAGAGCCUCUUUAAUUCACUGCAUUAGGCCUGGUAAGGCCACCAGUCCUUGCAUCAGGAGAUGGUCAGAUUCUACUAACCUUCAUUGACCAUUUCUUCUAGAUGUUGGCCAGCUACAGAGCAUGGUGAUGUUAAAAGAAUGACACAUAGAAAAGUAUUCAGAAGGACGCUCAGUUACAACAAAUUUUUGUUUUUGGUGAGUGCGGACAUAUACAACUAAACCAAUCUAGUACAAUUUGCACUAAUGAUGUAACUAAAACAGCAACAAUUGAAACAUAAUCUCUUUUUUUUUUCAUCACCUUGUGCACCAAUAACCUUGGGUGCAAUUUGUACAUAUGCAAGGUUCUUUAAGAAUAGGGAAUAGGUUUACUUGUUUUAUUCAGGAGCUUGAUUACAUGUGAUGGAGUGCACUUCUAUAAGUUAGAAACUGUAUAUAACUAUUAUAUGCUGUUCAACUGUACUUGUGAUUGUGCUGAUAAAAUGGAUCCUAUGAAUGCUUAUAGGUAUACAUUUUUAGCUGGUCCAUAGAUACAUGUAAUGCAUGUAGUAUAAUAAUGGAGAUAUUGCUGAGGAUCACUCGACUUUUGGCAGUAUUCCUUAAUGUACUUAAUAAAAUAGGUGAUCAGUUCUGCUAACUAUGAAUGAUCAGUCAUUGGAAGCUAUUUCAAGCCUUUCACAUGAAGACGUGGCUGUGAAUGUGUCCAGUUCUUGAAAGAGAGCAAAAAUUUAAGCACAUACCACAUUUCCUCUAGUGCUACGAUUUCACCAAGAUUGCAAAUAGUUGCAAGGUGCAAAUGGCAUGAUACAUUUUUUUACAACAGUGAAAGUAGGCAUUACUUUCACCUUAUUUGGCAUGCUGUACAGUGAAACCCUUUGUGUAAUUACCAUGUGAAGUUGCAGGCCAGAAUGGCUGCACAUUUCUGCUGUAAAGCAACAGCCCUUUAUUAUUUUUCUUUUUUUUUUUGUCCAUAGUUGCAUUUGCAAAUAUAGGGCACAUUAUUGCUGAAGUGUAUGAUUGUAUCUGUGUUAAUGAAUGCAGUCAUGACUCGCAUGUGGCUUUACUUCUACUGUGUGAAAAUGCUUGUUGAACAAGCUUGUUCAGAAACUGCAGUGCUGUUUUGCUCACCUCGCUUUGUAUUAAACUUGCAUGAAAAGCCA
Messenger RNA from Dermacentor andersoni, 10276 nucleotides. RefSeq names its product Nicastrin (gene Nct). NCBI's taxonomy places the organism in Eukaryota, Metazoa, Arthropoda, Arachnida, Ixodida, Ixodidae. Gene Ontology annotation, cellular component: plasma membrane. Gene Ontology annotation, biological process: Notch receptor processing; protein processing. The record is from RefSeq and is a predicted model, not a curated record.